Molecule: messenger RNA, 2208 nt
Organism: Closterium sp. Yama58-4
Lineage: Eukaryota; Viridiplantae; Streptophyta; Zygnematophyceae; Desmidiales; Closteriaceae
Source: the annotation of a GenBank genome assembly
AUGCAGCGUGCGAUGAACAGCGGAGCUCAGGCCUUCUUGGUGCACCUGUACGAGGUGGCAGCUUCCGAGAAAAUCGCGGACAUCGACACCCUCUGCGCAGCAGUCCCCGCGGAAUCGGCGAGCAUCAUUCGGAAGUAUCCCGAAAUUUUCGCGGAUGACCUCCCGGAUGGCUUGCCCCCCCAACGACCUGAGGAUCAUCGGAUCCAGCUGGAGCCCGGCGCGCAACCUACUGUUCGGACACAGUGGCGGCUCAGCCAACCAGAGCUCGCCGAGUUGCGGGCCCAGCUGGAUUACUUGCUCGCCAAGGGAUUUAUACGGCCAAGCACGUCGCCGUACGCAGUGCUGAUACUGUUCACAUCGAAGAAGGAUGGGGGCCUGCGCAUGUGCAUCGAUUAUCGGGCGUUGAACCGGGUCACGAUAAAGUCGCGUUACCCGAUCCCGCGAACUGACGAUCUGCUGGAUCAGCUUCGCGGAGCUCGCUAUUUUUCGAAAAUCGACCUGCGAGGAGGCUACCACCAAAUUCGCGUGUUCGCCGACGACUGCCCGAAGACCGCUUUCCGCAUACGCUACGGCACUCACCAUGAACGGGAUUUUUCGGGACAUGCUGGACAAGAAGGUCAUUGGUAUCUGGACGACAUUCUGGUGUACAGCGCGACAAAAGAGGACCAUCUGCGGGAUUUAGAGGAGGUGUUCCGGCGUUUACAGGGGCAUCGGCUGAUUACGAAGGGGUCUAAGUGCGAGUUCCUGAAGCCGGAAUUAGAAUUUUUGGGGCACGUGGUCUCUGGCGAAGGGAUUAAAAUCGAGCCGCGUAAGGUGGACGCCAUCGUUAAGUGGAAGCCGCCUACUAAUAUCCCUGAGUUGCAAAGUUUUUUGGGGUUUGUUAACUACGUUCGUCGUUUUGUACCUAAUAUGGCAGGGAUAACUAAGCCGCUGACCGACCUACUGCACCACGGCAGCGAUUUUAGGUGGGGGGAGAGGGAGCAGUCCGCCUUCAACGCCCUCAAAAACAUUUUGGGUUCACCCCCGGUACUCCGCCUCGCCGACCCAUCUCGACCGUUCGAAGUCGUCACGGACGCCAGCGAUUUCGCCGUCGGCGCCGUCCUGCUACAGGACUUCGGCCAAGGGCUGCAACCCAUCGCCUACGAGUCACGCAAGAUGCAGCCACCCGAGCGCAACUAUCCAGUCCACGACAAAGAGAUGCUGGCCAUCGUCCAUGCAUUUCGCUUCUGGCGCUGCUACCUCACGGGAGCCGACGUGACCAUUCGGACCGACCACAAAUCACUACAGUACAUGCGCACGCAACCGACACUCAACCCGCGACAAAUCCGGUGGUUGGACUUCCUCGAGUCCAAUUUUCGGUACACCAUCACGUACAAGAAGGGCGCCAACAACAUCGCCGACGCCCUCACCCGACCAUCCAUGCAAAACGCGGCGGUACUAAUCGCCCACACCAACCCGAUGCUGACGGGACUAUUCACCCACGGCUACAAGAUCGACAGGUUUUUUCGGAACCCGCAACAACAGGCUGCUACACCGCACGGCAAAUACUACCUAAAAGCCGGUACGAACCGGAUUUGGGUACCAGCAUACCAGCCUUUACGGGAGCUGCUGACGCAGGAGGUUCACGACUCCAACCUUUCCGGGCAUUUCGGCACCGACAAAACACUGAAGCUGCUGCAGCGGAAUUAUUACUGGCCGGACAUGCUCACCGAUGUGCAGCGCUACGUGUCAACUUGCCCGACCUGCCAAGCAAUGAAGUCGUCGCGACAAAGGCCAGCCGGACUACUGCAACCCCUCGAGCCACCCGAACGACCGUGGCAACAGGUGACGAUGGAUUUCGUCACGGGGCUUCCAGCUGGGACAAGUGGCAACGACUCGGUUUUGGUGGUCGUCGAUCGCCUAACGAAAAUGGCGCAUUUCGCCCCAUGCCGAACGACGAUCACAGCCGAAGAUACAGCCAAACUGUUCAUCUCCACCGUCGUACGCCUACACGGGUUACCUUCGGCGAUCAUCAGCGAUCGAGAUCCGAAAUUUACGUCGAAGUUCUGGCAGGAGACGUGGGCACAGUACGGUACCCGCCUGCAGUUUUCGUCGUCAUACCACCCGCAAACCGACGGACAGACGGAACGGACAAAUCAGACCGCAAGUGGGAGGAUUCGCUGCCGAUGCUGGAAUUCGCGUACAACAACGCCCGUCGGCCACGACUAG